Messenger RNA from Vigna unguiculata (cowpea), 2493 nucleotides. RefSeq names its product putative CoA ligase CCL6. Gene Ontology annotation, cellular component: endoplasmic reticulum; membrane. Gene Ontology annotation, molecular function: long-chain fatty acid-CoA ligase activity. Gene Ontology annotation, biological process: wax biosynthetic process; cutin biosynthetic process; fatty acid metabolic process. The record is from RefSeq and is a predicted model, not a curated record. Lineage: Eukaryota; Viridiplantae; Streptophyta; Magnoliopsida; Fabales; Fabaceae.
ACAAAAGUCACAGAAGAGGUGAAAGAGGGUAGGCAUUAAAGCAGCUACAAAAAUUUGUUCAGAAAAUGCGUAGCAAAAGUAAACACUGAAUUUAUUGCUCUGCCUCAACCUCCUCCACAUUGCUGCUUCACAUGCACUUCUUCUUCCUUUGAAAUUUGAUUUAUCCACACCCCUUUGCCUUUAUUACCUCACACAUAACUCCACUUUGAUAAUCAUCAUCCCCCAGACACAGUUCUGUGACACACACCUGCACAUUCCUUUCCAUCUUACAAUGCCAGAGACUUUCACUGUGAAGGUUGAAGAGGGAAGGCCUGCAACUGAUGGAAACCCAUCAGCAGGUCCUGUCUAUAGGAGCAUUUAUGCCAAAGAUGGUCUCUUGGAGGUUCCUUCUGAUUUGGAAUCACCCUGGGAUUUCUUCAGGAACUCUGUUAAGAGGAAUCCCAACAGCAAAAUGCUUGGUAGGCGUCAAAAAACAGAAUCUAAGGCGGGUUCCUACAUAUGGCUUACAUAUCAAGAGGUUUAUGAUGCUGCCUUGAGAAUGGGUUCUGCCAUGAGGAGCCGUGGGCUCAAUCCAGGAGAUCGUUGCGGCAUAUAUGGGUCCAACUGCCCUGAAUGGAUCAUUGCCAUGGAGGCUUGCAACAGCUGUGCAGUGUCAUAUGUUCCCUUAUAUGACACCCUUGGUCCUAACGCGGUGGAGUUUAUCAUAAAUCAUGCUGAAGUUUCAAUUGCAUUUGUUCAGGAGAAAAAAAUUCCAUCAAUUUUGUCAUGUCUUGCGCAGUGUUCUUCAAAUCUUAAAACUAUUGUGAGCUUUGGAAGUGUUUCGACCACACAAAAGAAGGAAGCUGAGGAGCAUGGUGUGUCCUGCUUCUCAUGGGAUGAGUUUCUUCAGUUGGGAUGUCUGGAUUGGGAUUUACCCUCGAAAAAAAAGACAGACAUUUGCACAAUAAUGUACACAAGUGGAACAACUGGAGAUCCCAAAGGUGUGGUAAUUAAGAAUGAGGCUUUCAUGGCUGAAGUGUUGUCUGUUGACGACAUACUUAUGUUAACAGACAGAGUGGCAGCAGAAGACGAUGUGUACUUCUCCUUUCUUCCUCUUGCUCACGUAUAUGACCAAAUAAUGGAGACCUAUUGCAUCUCCAAGGGUUCAUCAAUAGGAUUUUGGCAAGGAGAUGUCAGGUUUUUGCUGGAAGAUGUUCAGGCACUGCAACCAACUAUGUUUUGUGGUGUUCCUAGAGUUUAUGAUCGCAUUUGUGCUGGUAUCAAAAGCAGACUUUCUUCAGCAGGAGUACUGCGGAGUACAUUGUUUCAGUGUGCUUACAACUACAAGCUAAAAUAUCUGGAGAAGGGUCUUCCACAACACAAAGCAGCGCCUCUAUUCGAUAAGCUUGUGUUUGACAAGACAAAACAAGCACUGGGUGGACGUGUUCGCAUCCUGUUAUCAGGGGCUGCUCCUUUGCCUAGGCAUGUGGAAGAGUUUAUGAGAGUCACUAGUGGAUCUACAUUAUCACAAGGAUAUGGUCUUACUGAAAGUUGUGCUGGGUGUUUCACUGCCAUAGGUGAUGUGUAUUCUAUGACAGGAACAGUUGGGGUUCCCAUGACAACCACUGAAGCCAGGCUUGAAUCUGUGCCAGAGAUGGAAUAUGAUGCACUUUCCAAUGUACCCCGAGGAGAAAUUUGUCUGAGAGGAAACACCUUGUUCUCUGGUUAUCACAAGCGCGAAGAUCUGACCAAAGAGGUUAUGGUUGAUGGUUGGUUUCACACAGGAGACAUUGGAGAGUGGCAACCAAAUGGAGCCAUGAAAAUUAUUGAUAGGAAGAAAAAUAUCUUCAAAUUAUCUCAAGGAGAAUAUAUUGCUGUGGAGAAUAUUGAAAACAAGUACUUGCAGUGCCCCCUUAUAGCAUCGAUUUGGGUGUAUGGAAACAGCUUUGAGUCGUUCUUGGUGGCUGUUGUGGUCCCUGAAAGAAAGGCCAUUGAGGAUUGGGCAAUAUUGCACAAUGUGAGUGAUGAUUUUAAAUCAUUAUGUGACAAUCUAAAAGCAAGAAAGUACAUUUUGGAUGAACUCAACAGCACUGGUCAGAAACUCCAACUCAGAGGAUUUGAGCUGCUAAAAGCCAUUCACCUGGAGCCAAAUCCCUUUGACGUGGAGAGAGAUUUAAUAACUCCAACAUUCAAAUUGAAGAGACCACAACUGCUCAAGUACUAUAAGGAUCACAUUGAUCAACUAUACAAAGAAGCAAAGGGAGCAAUGCAGUGAACAAAAUGAGCAACGAUUUUUCUGAAUUCUGGCAGUUAUGAAGCAAAAUCCAUUUGACAUAUUUUGGUUCAUUAUUGUAUUUACUGAUGUGAAAAAUCAUAAACAUAGAUAGAAUAGUUCGUAUGUUGUUGAAAGCAACUUUUGUAAAAAAUCACAUAGUAAAUUGUGUGGACAAUGCAACAUAUUUACUUCUUUUGGCAUAUGAAAUCCAAUCCAAAUACAAAAGGUCAUUAGGAAAA